GUUAUGAAAAAGAGACGAUUCUUAUCUCACAAUAUUACGAGGUUUUAAGUUCAGUUAAUUGUUUAAGGCCACUUCUCAUUUUUGUCUAUAGAGGUGUAUGAUAGCUGAAAAUGUCUCGUCACUCUGUUCUGACAUUUCUGGUUUCUCUUGGAUUAGCUUCAUGCGCAGGCGCUCGGUGCCCUGACGGGUUCUUGACCCACGGGGAAAAGUGCUACCAUUUCAGCCAUGACACAGAGACAUACAGCGGAGCUAGGGCAAUUUGUAGCGAGGACCUCGGCAACGGUUAUUUGGUGGAAAUCGACUCGAUGGAGGAAAACAACUUUCUCGCGGGGGAAGCAAAGCGCCUUAAUCAAUAUUACCGAAUUGGCCUGAACGAUUUAGCAGAGGAGGGGCAGUGGGUGUGGAGCCACUCUCUUAGACAUGCCGAGUUCACCAAGUGGACACCUGGGGAACCAGACAAUUGGACGAAUGACGAGAACUGCGCACAAUUGAGGCCUGACGGAGACUGGAACGACAUUCCAUGCUCUCAACUGAAGAACUACAUUUGUGAGACGGAUGCCUCUCAGGAACCGAGACCAGUGGGUUGAAAAUUGGUCGCAUUUCAUCAAAGAUACAGUGUACGGUGCAAAUAAACUCCACUUCUUUAGUUCAAAUGAAAUAAAAAAAUCAAUGUGAA
This is a messenger RNA of Dreissena polymorpha, 676 nucleotides long. Its product is annotated as C-type lectin domain family 17, member A-like. The coding region runs from base 111 to 587 and encodes 158 amino acids. The record is from RefSeq and is a predicted model, not a curated record. Lineage: Eukaryota; Metazoa; Mollusca; Bivalvia; Myida; Dreissenidae. The transcript is spliced from 6 exons.